Leptomonas pyrrhocoris is the source of this 3038-nucleotide messenger RNA. RefSeq lists its product as hypothetical. The coding region runs from base 1755 to 3038 and encodes 427 amino acids. Lineage: Eukaryota; Euglenozoa; Kinetoplastea; Trypanosomatida; Trypanosomatidae. The transcript has a single exon. The record is from RefSeq and is a predicted model, not a curated record.
GUGGCGUAAUUGCCUUGUCGUGAGCGUUCUCUGGUCUCUUUUUUCUUUUUGCUGCUGCUUGCCUCCUGAUUCGAAAGCGUUGGUAGUGUGUGCGCGUUGCACGUCUUUCGACAGCCCUACUCUUUGACGUCCAGCGGUGUUUCUCUUCUCCGUAUUUCACGUUUCCUUCCCCUUUAUUUCUGUUCUUUUCUCUGUUGGAUGUUUUUCGUUUUUUUUCUUCACCGAUUUUGACACUCUUUCAAAGGAGCGCAAACGGAGCCCGAUGUUGGAUCGUCACGUGAUCUUUUCUUCUUGUAUUCCCCUUCUGGUCCGUCUCCUUUCGUAAUGCGCUGUUUUGUUCUCUCUCUCUCUCUCUCUCUUCAACGUCAGUGAAUGUAUAUGAUGUUUUCUAUUCGAUUUGUUUACUGUUUUUGUUUUAUUUUCUCUUUUCCUUUUUUCUUUAAGAGCUUUCUGCGAGCUGAAAAUGUCCUUUUCUCGUUUUUCUCAUGCGUUGGUUUUUUGUUUUGUUCUCUCUCUUCAGUCCUCUCCCUCUCUGUUGAUCCCCACCGUUUCUCACGCUUCGUCCUCUCCGUCGCUGAGGCCCUCUUUUUGCGUCCUGCAGUGGAAGCCGCAGCGCAGUCGUCUCCCCGAAGGAAAAUCGAAGCGGACGCGCAGGACAAUGGAAGAAGAAGAACAAAAGCGAAAUAAGCGUUUCGCUGAGUCAAACUCUUAAUACAUAUAUAUAUCUGAUUUCUUUUCUUCGUCUUAGAAGUGCAAGGUGGUCUUCUAAUGAUGGUAGGUGAAUCAAGUGUUGAACAACGCACAGGCUCGCAGCUCAAUUAGCCAAGAGAAAACACACACGAAGCAACACGGAAUUGGUGGGAAGCAAAAAAUGAAAACGAAUGGGUACGGGUUUCCAGUGCCCACGCUUUCUCCUUCUCUCUUUUUCCUUUUUGAAAAUGUGAUUUCUCGUCCGUUCGUUUCUUCCCACUUGAUGGCGUCCAUCUGCAACUGUAUCUAAAAAGAAAAAGAAGGAAGAAACAUGAGAAAAAGCACACACGGCAGCUGUCGUAGGCUUUCACACUCAUUACGCGCCGACUGACGCUGUGCAGAGGAGGGAAAGCGAACGGGGAAAUAAGGAGAAAAAAAGCUGAGGCAUAGUGAGCCUUCUUCUUUUUCCUCCCUUUUACAGGGUUGGCAUGAAUAAGACAACCGUUGGGUAUACGAAGGGUGUUGAUGCUUUGCUCUCCUCCACCCUCUCUGCGUCUGCUGCGUGAUCAACUUCUGUCUUCCCGGGCGCUUCAUCUCGUCGACCUGAUUUGUGGUCGCAUGUACCGCUGCUGUGUUAUCGGGUACCAGGGAUCAACGCGUGCUCUCCUUCUUCCGCCGCAGUUACGCGUGGGCGCGGCAGCGCAGCUCGAAUAAAGUCCGUCAUUUCCUCAUUAUUAUUUUAAUUAUAGCUGGUUUGGUUUCCUCCUCUCUCUCUCAUUCUUCAUUUUUAGCUGUUGUGCCUUCCGCGCUGUUUCUGUGUCGCGCACGCACCGCAUUUUCAUUCUUUUCCCGUGAGGCUGCGCACUUCCCCAACCAAAAGUGCCGCAGCUCUACGAGGCGCGACGGCAAAACGAAGCAGCAAGAGCAGCAGAGUCGCAUCGCACUCGCAAAGCACCCUUACCGCCUUUGCUGUAACCCUGCAUCGUAUUUUUCAUCUUCACAUCGUAUUAUUGUUAGUAUCCUUUUUAGCACCGUGCGCGUCUGCCAUUGGGCCCAUCCAGACUAUGCGCUUUACAGGUCUUCUCCGCCGCACGUCUCGCAAGGGACCGGGGAGCUGGUCGGAGCCGAUCCUUCUGCACUCCCGUCACCGUUCCAGCGAGGGCAGCCCGCGGCCAACGCACGACGCGGACACCGCCGCCACCGCCGCCGCUUCUCCCGGUGCGUACGCACCAAAGGGACACGUCAAACGGAAGGGCGUAGGCCGCAGCCCCAACGCGGCGGGUGCCGUCUCGUCCGCCUCCGCGUCUUCUUCCGCCGCCGCCUUCUUCGAUGGGGCGGACAACGCCUACCAGUACGCGAGUGCGCGCGGCCUCGACAGCGGCCACGGCGAGAUCCACCACCCCUCCCACUACAACUGGAAGGCGGACCCCGCGCUGAACAACCCACCACCGCAGAUGGACUUUGCGCGGGGCAGCCUGCGCGGGGAGGGACACGGCAGCGUGCCGCACGGCGUGAAGCGCGUGACGGACUCCAUUCCGCCCAUUCACGAUUUUCUCAAAGGCGGCGGGGAGGCGGGGGAGAGCCGCCAACACGGCACGGGCACGAACUGGCUCGGCGGGGAUCGCGGGAAGGCGAUCCCUGACACCCUGGAACGGGCCACGAUGCAGCACUCCUUCGGUGCCGGGGAGUUCUCCAUGGUGGACCGCCAGAAGGUGACCUUGACGCGUUUUCUGCGUCUUCUCAUGGACGCCACACUGAAGCCGCGUGACGCCGACAGUCGCGUCUUUGGCGGCGACGGCGCCACGAAGCUGGCCGAGCAGCGCGAGGAGCUCAAAACCUUGGAUCAGCGAAUUGCACCCUUUCAGCACGAUGAACUGCUGAACGACUACCUCAAGAACAUGGACCGGCUGCACACCCCGAGCGGAGCCAUAUGCGAGCGAGAGGUGCUCCUGGGCAGAUUGGUGGGGAUUCUCUUCUUCACCGAGUCGGAGCGCUCGCUGGACUUCAUGCGGCGCCUCCAGCCUUUUCACAAAACACACAGCCCCGACUUUGUCGUGGUGGCCGUCUCGCUGGCCGGGAAGGAGAUGAUGGACGUGACGCGGUCGCUUGGCUUUUUCCACUGCACCCACCGUGACGGCGCGACGUGGGUGACGCGUGAUUGCGGGCUGAUGAUUCGGCCCUUUAUGCCUCUGCCUCGACUUCUGAUUGUGAACGGCACGACAGGAAUCGAGGUGACCCGCGGUGGGGUGACGGCGGUGGUAGCGAACCCGUCUACGUGCUUUCAAGCCUGGCGGCGUGGAGACCGCGGCUACAGCUAUCGAGAUUUUCUGCAGUCCAUGUAUCUGUAG